This is a messenger RNA of Aspergillus versicolor CBS 583.65, 1877 nucleotides long. RefSeq lists its product as uncharacterized. The record is from RefSeq and is a predicted model, not a curated record. Gene Ontology annotation, molecular function: dipeptide transmembrane transporter activity; allantoate transmembrane transporter activity. Gene Ontology annotation, cellular component: plasma membrane. Bases 182 to 1708 code for a protein of 508 amino acids. The transcript has 6 exons. Gene Ontology annotation, biological process: dipeptide transport; allantoate transport; transmembrane transport. NCBI's taxonomy places the organism in Eukaryota, Fungi, Ascomycota, Eurotiomycetes, Eurotiales, Aspergillaceae.
CCAGAUUCCACCGAGUCCCAUUCCGUCCUCGUAUCGCUUGGAGCUCUCCUGAGGCCAAGACGGUUGCUGGCCUCCAGCUCAUUUACCGACACCAUGGCGCACUGGCCAUCUCCUUCAUUGUACAAAAGAUCUGGUCCCCAGCAGUACCCCCAGCAACUGCAAGACCCAGACCAAUCCGAUAAUGCACAAUCCUUCAAGACGAACUUCCAGGGACAUGCCAGUCGACGAUGCAGGCGAGGCAAAGCCGUACCUCGAAGAAUUGGAAACCCAAGAUGCCGACUUGGGUCAAAUGAUGGAGGUGGCUGCAACGCCAGAAGAGGAACGCCGCGUGGUUUGGAAAUUGGAUAUGAUUUUAAUCCCCAUGAUGGGUCUCUGCUACAUGAUGCAGUACAUGGACAAGCUGGCUCUGAGUCAAGCGACCCUGUUCAACCUCCGAGAGGACCUCAACCUCCAGGGCUCGAAUUACUCGUGGACGUCGGCCGUCUUCUACUUUGGAUACCUUGCAUGGAGUUGGCCCAGCAGCUAUCUGAUGGUUCGCCUGCCGCUGGGGAAGUACCUGACUGCCUGCGUCCUGACCUGGGGAGGCGUCCUGAUGUGCCAUGCAGCAGCAAAGAACUUUGGAGGGUUGAUGGCGGCGCGGUUCUUCUUGGGUGUGGGUGAGGCGGCCAUUGCUCCAGGGUUUGCACUCAUAACUGGCAUGCUAUACAAGCGAGAGGAGCAACCAGCACGACAGGCAGCCUGGUUCCUGGGCAACUGUAUCGCCACCGUGAUCGGGGGAGUCGUCGCCUAUGGCAUCGGCACCGCCAAAGGAACUGCAGUCACCAGCUGGCAGCUCCUCUUCCUCGCCUUAGGGACUAUUACAGCUGGGAUGGUCUUCUGGCUGGUCUUCCUACUGCCGGAUUCGCCCAGGAAGAUCGUUUUUCUCACGAAGAAGGAGCAGGCAAUAGUCAUCCAGCGUACCGUGGCCAACAAGACCGGCACGAUGGACAACGACUCCUUCAAACUAGGCCAGGCCUGGGAUGCUCUUCGCGAUCCCCAGACGUGGUUUCUCGUGCUGUAUCAGUUCUGCGUUAAUCUGUGGAACGGCGGUGUCACCAGUUUCUCCUCGAUUAUCAUCAACAGCUUCGGCUUUAGCCACUUGAAGUCCCUCCUCAUGCAGAUGCCCAUGGGUGGUGCUCAGAUUGUCUUCCUGGUCCUAAGUGCUGCUAUUGCGACCUGGUUCCCCCGAGCUCGCAUCAUCACCAUGAUAAUCAACACGCUGGUCUCAAUGGUGGGCAUGUUGCUGGUCUGGCAGUUGGACGAAGACAACCAGGUCGGCCGCAUGGUCGGACUCACCCUUGGGGCUGUCUUCGCGGUAAACAUUCCACUCUCGCUGAGUGUUAUCAGCUCGAAUGUCGCUGGCUUCACAAAGCGCAGUGUGACCAGCGCAUUGAUGUUUGUUGCAUACUGUGUGGGCAACAUUAUCGGGCCCCAGCUCUUCUUGACUUCGGAAGAGCCGGCCUACCCUACCGGCAUGAAAGCGGCAGUCUCUGGCUUAGCACUGGGCGCCUUCUUCCUCCUCUGCCUUCUCCUGUACUACAUCUUCGAGAACCGACGCCGCGAUGCGAAGUAUGGCCCUCCUACUCAGCUUACAGAAGAGGAGGAGCGUGCCCACGCGUUGUCGAACAAAACAGACCUGGAGAUUGAGAGUUUUCGUUAUUUGAUUUAGUUGUUGACACACUGGGAUGUGAUCUAGAUCUAUAGCACUUGAAAAUUCAUUCCAUGAUUACCCUCCUCUAUUUCCACCUAAUUAUGGUUAUUUCAACUAUUCUAAUUAUUGGCCUGACAAUCCCUUCUUCAAUAUUUACCCAGACAAUCUGAACGAGUAUAAAAUCGCC